Messenger RNA from Guillardia theta CCMP2712, 1168 nucleotides. RefSeq lists its product as hypothetical. Gene Ontology annotation, biological process: protein dephosphorylation. The coding region runs from base 121 to 888 and encodes 255 amino acids. Gene Ontology annotation, molecular function: protein serine/threonine phosphatase activity; cation binding. NCBI's taxonomy places the organism in Eukaryota, Cryptophyceae, Pyrenomonadales, Geminigeraceae. The record is from RefSeq and is a predicted model, not a curated record. The transcript is spliced from 2 exons.
AGUGCCAGGAUUGCCCCUAGAAGACCUGUAGAUGGCAUAAUUUGCGACGAUCCUUUUAUCAGCUUUGAAGCAGCAGAACGCUGAACAUUUGGAUUUUUUAUUACGUCUUAGCUGCAAAGCAUGGUACUGAACUUUGAUGUUGGCUUCUCCGAGGAUGAGAACCUCAAGUGGAGGAAGUCGAUGGAGGACACACACGUGAUACAAGUGCCAUUCAUGGGAGAUGAAUCUGCUGGAUUCUUUGCUGUGUAUGAUGGUCACGGCGGCAAAGAGGCGGCGGACAUUGCGUCCGCCGAAUUGCACAAAUUCCUGGAGAAGGAGCUUGCUCCAGGGAAAAAUGGAUCGGUGAAAGCUAGUUUUAUGAGCGCAUAUGAGCAGAUGGAUGAUAGACUGAAAUUCGACGCUUUGUACAUGGGUGCAACGGCUGUCACAUGUUUGAUUCGUGAGGAAGCGAAUGGGACCCGGAAGCUGUAUGCUGCCAAUGCUGGUGACGCUCGGGCAGUUUUAUGCCGAGAUGGGAAGGCUGUUCGUUUGACAAAGGAUCAUAAAGCUUCCGACCAGGAGGAACAGGAUCGCGUCACCGCCAGUGGUGGUUGGGUGUCGAUGAAUCGCGUUCACGGCGUCCUGGCAGUCUCGAGAGCCCUAGGGGAUCACGCGAUGAAGCAGAGUGUGAUUAGCGAGCCUCAUUUCUGGGAAGACGAUCUGACUGAUGGUGACACCUUCGUGAUUAUUGCUUGUGAUGGGUUGUGGGACGUCUGCAGCGACCAGGAAUCAGUUGAUCUAGUCAAGGAUGAGCCAGAUGCGCAGGCUAUGUCGCAGAAACUUAUUCAGACCGCAUUGGAUAAUGGAGGCAAGGACAACAUCAGUGUGAUGGUUGUCCGUUGGUCGUGAACCAGUUUUGAAGAAGGCAAGAUCCUUGAAGUGGCUAGGCCGCCGUUAUGAAUAUGAAAUGCGCAAGUUGUUCCAUCUGCAGCUUCUUCAAUUUUCAUGAAUCUCUGCACCAAGCGCUUUCUCGGCCUUUUAAAUGACUUGCAAACAUCCUUGAUUCACGUUCGCAUCGGUGGAUAUGCGUAUCAAGUGGAGUUGUCGGAAAUUCUUUCGUGAGCGAACGCCAUGAGCUCAGUUAAAUUUUUCGUGACGUGGUUUUGCAAGGAUGCGAAUAGAAUCUUAG